UUGGAACUGAAUCUGACCAUCGUCACCAGCAGAAUGCUAUCCUGGUUCCUGGCCCUAGCUCUGUCCAUGUUGUAUUUGAACCACAGCUGCAAUGCGAAGUGCCUUCCGUCGAUAUCACCUGAAAAAAAUGGUUUGGUUGCCAAUUCAUGGAGAUUGCUCCAGAAUAGUGAAUACGAAAAAGAUAACCUUUUUUGUCUCUCAAAAGGUUGUGUGAAAGCUGCUGCUUCCUUAAUCAACAACAUGGAUCGAUCAGUAGAUCCUUGUGAUGAUUUCUAUCAGUUUGCCUGUGGUAGUUUUAUAAAAAACACUAUUCUCGACGAUGACAAAGAGUCACGAAACGAAUUUAAAGUGGUCGACGAUGCAAUUUCAAAUUGGAAGCAAAUUAUCGUCGCCGAACCCAUUCAACCUGAUGAACUGAGACCGUUCAAAAUGAUGAAAUUACUGUAUAAAUCGUGUAUAGACCAAGAACACAUAAAAAAAAUAGGCUUGGAACCGAUAAAGGAAAUACUGAAAAGCAUCGGUGGAUGGCCAGUACUGGAAGCUGAGAAAUGGAACGAAUCGAAAUUCACGUGGACGGACAGUAUGCACAAAUUAAUAGUGCCGGAAAAGAUAGGGGGCGUGGACUACUUCAUCAAAAUACGUACUAUAGUACAUCCGGAAAAUAACACGAACCCUAUUCUAUAUCUGGACAAAGCGUCCUUAGGACUGAAAUUGGAGUACCUGGUGAAGGGCAAAGACCACGAACUCACGAACAAAUACUACAGGUACAUAGUGGACAUUGCGGUACUAUUCGGCGCUGACCGGCAGAGGGCCACCAAGGAGCUAAGUGAGUCGUUGGACUUUGAGAUAGAAUUGGCCAAAAUAGAAGAGCAAUGGAACUCCUCCUAUAUUGGAUAUAAAACUGUAGAAGUAAAUAUCCUCAAUCUACAAGAUUAUUUCCCGAGUAUACCAUGGAAAGAGUUCCUCGACAAACUGUUGAACAAGUCCAUACGGCGGGACGACAUUAUAAUUGUGUCUUCGUUAAAAUUCUUGGAGGACUUGGAAACCCUACUCAAGAAAACGCCCAAAAGGGUCCAAUCGAAUUACGUGAUUCAGAGAUCUGUUAUUGACUCCUUAAGUUAUAUGACGGAAGAACUGAGAAACAGACAGUACAAGUACAAGAAAGAGCUAAACCCCAAUUUUAAAGUAUAUCCCCGAUCGAAUUAUUGCAUGAAAAUCAGUACUGAGUUGUUUAAUUUAGCCACUGGGUCGUUAUACGUUAAACGGGUUUUCAAUGAAAACGCUAAACAGAAUGCUUUAGAAAUGGUGAAUGGUAUCAAGGAGGAACUGUAUAAAACAUUAUCAUCAAAUGAGUGGAUGGACGAUAGAACAAGGGAAAAAGCGAUGGACAAAGCAAAGGCAAUGACACAUACCAUUGCAUACCCUGAUGAGCUAUUGGAUGACAGCAAGUUGAAUGCGUAUUAUGAAAAUUUAGAAGUCAACGACCAAGACUACUAUACAUCAUUAUUGAAUUGGACUAAAUUUAGCACUGACUAUGAGUUUUCGAAAUUGAAAUCUUUUAAUAAAUCAGAUUGGGUUUUUCUCAGUGGUACCGUAACAACGGUAAAUGCGUACUAUCAACCUCAGAAAAACAAUAUCAUACUUCCCGUUGGUAUCUUGCAAGGUGCGUUCUUCUCUAACGAUCGUCCUCAAUACAUGAUUUACGGUGGAAUUGGAUCUGUAAUUGGUCACGAGAUCACUCAUGGUUUUGAUAACGAAGGUAAAAAAUUUGAUAGACAUGGCAACCUGGCGAACUGGUGGACGGAGGAGACGAAUAAACGCUUUUUGGAAAAGCAAAAGUGUUUUAUCGAUCAAUAUGGAAAUUACACUGUUCAUGAAAUCGGUCUCAAGGUGGAUGGCAAUAUAACGCUGGACGAUAAUAUGUCGGACAAUGGCGGCUUGAAGCUGGUGUACGAUGCGUACAGAGUGUGGGCUAAAGGACACGGCGUCGAACCACGGCUGCCCGGGCUCCAGGAGUACACACCACAGCAGAUUUUCUGGUUGAGCUAUGCCAAUGUGUGGUGCUCUAAGGAUACGCUUAAAUAUCUGAAGAAUAGUAUGACAGACGUCCAUUCGCCUAACCGUUUCCGGGUCAACGGCCCGUUGUCCAACAAAAAAUUCUUCAGCGACGACUUCCGGUGUCCGCUAGGCUCCAAUAUGAACCCGGUCAAGAAGUGCCAGGUGUGGUGA
Molecule: messenger RNA, 2229 nt
Organism: Metopolophium dirhodum (rose-grain aphid)
Lineage: Eukaryota; Metazoa; Arthropoda; Insecta; Hemiptera; Aphididae
Product: neprilysin-2-like
Exons: 10
Coding region: 34-2229 (731 amino acids)
Biological process (GO): protein processing
Cellular component (GO): plasma membrane
Molecular function (GO): metalloendopeptidase activity
Source: RefSeq, a predicted model, not a curated record